UAGCGUGCUGGAUUGGGGGGAGUGGGCGGGGCUCCGGCUGCACACAGGUGGAGCGCUCCUGCUCUCUCCGUGGUGCUGAAAGAUUCUAUCACUCCGGAACCGUGUCUCCCCCACCGAAGCCUAACCCCUGAGUCCCCCUCCACUAUCCUCCACGAGCCCCCACCACCUUGGCAACUUGACGCGCUCGUCUUUCUACAUCGGCCAGUAGAUCUUAAACAUGGCUGUGCGUGGAUUAAGGGACUGCGCAAAGCAAAAACGGACUUACUGGAGCACCGCUUUGUGACAGAGGAAGCAGUCUUUGCACACUGAACGUCUUCAUCCUCUCCUUGUUCAGGCUCUAUUGGAUCUCCAGGAUAUCGAGGCGUUUCUUUUGGGGGGGAAGCACAAGGAAAACUCGAAUUAUUUGGAUUAUACUAACAAUAUGCACACACACCACUUGCGUUUCUUACACUAGAGUAGUCGUGCAGAUCAUUUUUGGGAGAAGGAAAUGGAGCCUGGGCGCAACGAGGGAGCUGUUCCAAAGACUAAAGAGGGACUGAAACAAAUUGCGGGAAAGGCCCUCGGAGGUCUGUACAGGAGGUUGGAGAAGCGGCAGCAGACGGGCGAGGCCAUCGAGCUGACCGAGGAUGGGCGGCCCCGGGCCGAGCAGGGCCGCAGGGGGCCCCUGUGUGACUGCACGUGUUUCGGACUCCCGCGCAGGUACAUCAUCGCCAUGCUGAGCGGCCUGGGCUUCUGCAUCUCCUUCGGUAUCCGCUGCAACCUGGGCGUGGCCAUCGUUAGCAUGGUCAACAACAGCACCAUCCACCAGAACGGCAAGAUCAUUAUUAAAGAGAAAGCCAAAUUCAACUGGGAUCCAGAGACGGUGGGGAUGAUCCACGGCUCCUUCUUCUGGGGUUAUAUCGUCACCCAAAUUCCAGGAGGAUACAUUUCUUCCAGACUGGCUGCCAACAGAGUUUUCGGGGCUGCAAUCGUGCUGACAUCCACCCUGAACAUGUUCAUCCCCUCUGCGGCCCGCGCGCACUACGGCUGCGUCAUCUUUGUGAGGAUAUUACAAGGCUUGGUUGAGGGCGUGACUUAUCCAGCAUGUCAUGGAAUCUGGAGUAAAUGGGCUCCUCCACUGGAAAGGAGUCGUCUGGCAACCAUCUCUUUCUGUGGAUCCUACGCCGGUGCGGUCAUAGCCAUGCCUCUGGCUGGAAUCUUGGUGCAGUACACAGGGUGGUCGUCAGUCUUCUAUGUGUACGGUACCUUUGGUUUAAUCUGGUACAUGUUCUGGAUCUUGGUGUCCUACGAGAGCCCGGCCGAGCACCCAACCAUCACAGAAGAGGAGCGCCGUUAUAUCGAGGAGAGCAUCGGCGAAAGUGCCCAGCUGAUGGGUGCCAUGGAGAAAUUCAAGACCCCCUGGAGGAAGUUUUUCACCUCUAUGCCCGUCUAUGCAAUUAUUGUGGCAAACUUCUGCAGGAGCUGGACCUUUUAUCUGCUGCUCAUCAGCCAGCCUGCCUACUUUGAAGAGGUGUUUGGCUUUGAAAUAAGCAAGGUUGGAAUAGUGUCAGCGCUCCCCCACCUGGUCAUGACCAUCAUCGUGCCCUUAGGAGGCCAGUUAGCCGACUACUUGCGUACGCACAACAUCAUGUCCACCACGACGGUCCGCAAGAUCAUGAACUGUGGAGGAUUCGGUAUGGAGGCCACCCUCCUCCUGGUGGUUGGUUAUUCUCACAGUAAGGGGAUAGCCAUCUCCUUCUUGGUGCUGGCGGUGGGCUUUAGUGGCUUUGCAAUAUCAGGUUUCAACGUCAAUCAUUUAGACAUCGCUCCACGCUACGCCAGCAUCCUCAUGGGCAUUUCCAAUGGGGUGGGCACCCUGUCAGGGAUGGUCUGCCCUCUAAUCGUGGGAGCCAUGACAAAGAAUAAGACGAGGGAAGAGUGGCAGUAUGUCUUCCUGAUUGCCUCCCUGGUGCAUUACGGUGGCGUGGUGUUCUACGGUAUCUUCGCAUCCGGGGAAAAACAGCCAUGGGCCGACCCUGAGGAGACCAGCGAUGAGAAGUGCGGCUUCAUUGACGAGGACGAGCUGGCCGAAGAGACGGGUGACAUCACGCAGGCUUACGGCGCCAUGGGCGGCCCCGCGAAAAGCUACGGAGCCACCGCACAACUCAAUGGAGGAUGGGUGCAGGACUGGGAUAAGACAGAGGAGUAUGUUCAGGAACCGGCCGGGAAGAUGUACUCGGAGCGAGGCUAUUCUUGAGAGGAUAUAUGUCCAAUUUCCAUCCCAAAUUGCACAAUCGAACAUUAUAGAUAGAUGAAUUCAUUCUGUGUAUUCUAGUUGUACGGCAGUUCUAGUUUCUAACGGCUGGUGUAAAGGGGAGCCCAUGUUAGCUUCUCACACACUUCUCCUCACAUCUACAGUCAGCGUAGGGAGGUCGCAAAGGAAGCCGCAGGCUUGUGUUGUAGUCUUAGGCACCCACAACUCAUCAGUUUACUUGAACAACAUGAGCCAGAUGACACUGCAGUAGACCAUCACACAAGGUCUCUCUCUCUCUCUCUCUCUCUCCUAUUGCACUGAAACUAUCAUAACAAUUCUAAAAGACCAAAAAAAAAAAGCUGAUUAUAUUGUGUUUUAUGUACUGUAUAUACCCGUAUACUGUUUCUGUGAGACUAUUGUGGAUUUGGGUCGUUGAUCUGUGUUUAACCUUGAUAUAAAAAGGCCAUAUUUUUCAUGGACAGCACCUUUUCAGGGAGAUGUCUGCUUGCAAAAAAGGUCUCCUGCUCCAGCGAGACCUGUUAA
Hippocampus zosterae (dwarf seahorse) is the source of this 2776-nucleotide messenger RNA. It is a transcript of the gene slc17a6a, whose product is annotated as solute carrier family 17 member 6a. The record is from RefSeq and is a predicted model, not a curated record. Gene Ontology annotation, molecular function: L-glutamate transmembrane transporter activity; neurotransmitter transmembrane transporter activity. The transcript is spliced from 12 exons. Lineage: Eukaryota; Metazoa; Chordata; Actinopteri; Syngnathiformes; Syngnathidae. Bases 488 to 2236 code for a protein of 582 amino acids. Gene Ontology annotation, cellular component: excitatory synapse; synaptic vesicle membrane. Gene Ontology annotation, biological process: synaptic transmission, glutamatergic; regulation of synapse structure or activity; neurotransmitter loading into synaptic vesicle.